This is a messenger RNA of Cygnus olor (mute swan), 1970 nucleotides long. RefSeq names its product 5-hydroxytryptamine receptor 3A (gene HTR3A). The coding region runs from base 99 to 1772 and encodes 557 amino acids. Gene Ontology annotation, cellular component: neuron projection; synapse; postsynaptic membrane. Gene Ontology annotation, biological process: chemical synaptic transmission; regulation of membrane potential; signal transduction. The transcript is spliced from 9 exons. Gene Ontology annotation, molecular function: neurotransmitter receptor activity; transmembrane signaling receptor activity; extracellular ligand-gated monoatomic ion channel activity. The record is from RefSeq and is a predicted model, not a curated record. NCBI's taxonomy places the organism in Eukaryota, Metazoa, Chordata, Aves, Anseriformes, Anatidae.
AGUGCUGCCUGCUUCCCUGAUUAGGUUCACUUAUCUGCAGAGGAGAGCGGAGAGCUCAGGCUGGGGAAGGGAGCCGGGAGACCUGAGGCACCAGAGCUAUGGUGCUGGCGGCUCUCACAGCGCUUCUGUCCCUGCUGCCUCUUGCGUCAAUGCUGCAGGACACAGUGCGGAGGGGAUGGCAGGGCCCCGCGUCCUGCACCCAGCCUGCCCUCGCGUCCUUGCCUGCAGUAAGGGGAGGCAGCGUGGCCCCAGGUCCUCCCCAGGGCUGGCCACAGGCACUGCUUCCCUGGAGCUUCCUUUGCCCAUCCCUGGGGAUUUGGGGCGGCAGGUCAGGGAGCCAGGACAAUUCUGCGACAGCACCUUUCCCUGCCCUGGCAGGUACCCCGAGGGCAAGCUGGGUGCCAGACCCCGACGCGCCGGCCCUGCUCCGCCUGUCCGACUCGCUGCUGGCUCACUACAGGAAGGGCACCCGGCCCGUGCGGGACUGGCGCACCACCACCACCGUGGCCAUCGAUGUCAUGGUGUACGCCAUCCUCAGCGUGGAUGAGAAAAACCAGGUGCUGACCACCUACAUCUGGUACAGACAGCACUGGACAGAUGAGUUCCUCCAGUGGGACCCGGCGUGCUUUGACAACAUCACACAGAUAUCGCUCCCUGCGGAGAGCAUCUGGGUGCCUGACAUCCUCAUCAACGAGUUCGUGGACGUUGGGAAGUCCCCUGAUGUCCCCUACGUCUACGUCCGCCACCACGGAGAGGUGCAGAACCUCAAGCCCAUCCAGGUGGUGACUGCCUGCAGCCUGGAUAUCUACAAUUUCCCCUUCGACGUCCAGAACUGCUCGCUCACCUUCACCAGCUGGCUGCACAACAUCCGCGACAUCAACCUCUCGCUCUGGCGGACCCCGGAGCUGGUGAAAUUCGACAGGAGCAUCUUCAUGAACCAGGGCGAGUGGGAGCUGCUCUACGUGCUCAGCCACUUCCAGGAGUUCAGCGUCAAGAGCAGCGACAGCUACGCCGAGAUGAAGUUCUACGUAGUUAUCAGGAGGCGUCCCCUCUUCUAUACUGUCAGCCUGCUGCUCCCCAGUAUCUUCCUGAUGGUGAUGGACAUUGUGGGCUUCUACCUACCUCCCAACAGUGGCGAGAGGGUCUCUUUCAAGAUCACACUGCUACUGGGCUACUCAGUUUUCCUAAUCAUUGUAUCUGACACGCUUCCGGCUACGGCUGUUGGCACCCCACUGAUAGGCAUCUAUUUUGUGGUGUGCAUGGCACUGCUUGUCAUCAGCCUCACGGAGACCAUCCUCAUUGUGCGCCUGAUACACAAUCAAGACCUGCAGCCCCACGUUCCCAACUGGGUGAAGCACUUGCUGCUGGAACGUGCUGCUGUCCUGCUCUGCAUCAGGGACAGGAAGAAAUUCAGCCAAAGCAGGGCACAGAGCUCAGACAUCUCCAGGCAUGUGGAGAACAACGACAGCACAGCCAAGCUGAACCACUAUGGCUGUGAGGACCCCCGGGAGCGUGAGGUGGCAGGGGGCACGAGGCCCACUCCUGCCUUUGGCACUCUGGCAGAGGGCUCUCCACUCAUGUACAGCAUCCUGCACGAGAUCACCACCAUUCGCCAGUUCCUCGAGAAGCGUGACGAGUUUCGCGACGUUGCCCGCGAGUGGCUGCAGGUGGGCUACGUGUUGGAUGUCCUGCUCUUCCGGGCGUACCUGGUGGCCGUCCUGGCCUACACCAUCACGCUGGGCGCUCUCUGGUCGGUGUGGCAGUACGCCUGAGCUGCCUCUCGGGGCAGGCGAGGUGGAGACCUCGGAUGCCGCGGUGCUCCCCGGCUCGGACCCACCCGCGCUUUCUGACCGUGGAGGCCCGCGCUGGUGCGACCGUCCCCCCCCGGCAGCUCCGAAGCAGCAGCAGCCGAGGGCUGAGGCACGAGCGAGCACGGCUCUCACCGUCCCUGCCCCGCCGCCCCCCCGGCA